Macrosiphum euphorbiae (potato aphid) is the source of this 351-nucleotide messenger RNA. The record is from the annotation of a GenBank genome assembly. NCBI's taxonomy places the organism in Eukaryota, Metazoa, Arthropoda, Insecta, Hemiptera, Aphididae.
AUGAAGGGCUCCAGUAUCAAUAGAUCUCAAGUACCGUUACUGUCGCCCAUCGAAUACGACAGCAUCGAAGAUGACCAUCCACAUAAUGUGACUUCGGGUUGUGAGGACUUUAAUCCCCUCGAUGAGAAGAGUUCUGAACAGCUACAAGACGUGUUAGAUUCGUCAAAAAUUUUUAUCCCAUUAAGCACUCCACGUUGCAGUAUCGGUUCUUCUGCAUCUACAGACCACCUUGGUUUUGAAAGUCAAUUACUGGAAGUGGCGAUUCGUACAAACGAUGUUUCAAAAGUUAAACACUUCUUAAUGAUACAUCGAGAUAAAUUUCAGGUGUGUAUGUUUGUAUGGUUAGAAUAA